CGAUACUUGCUACUUACCUGGUAGGCAAUUACUCCUGCCCGUUUGACCUUGACAGGAAAGGCACUGCCAGCUUUUGGGUAUUGGGUUAGCCAACAUCACUCAACACGGACACGGAAGCAGCCGAGUUUCAAGCCGCUUUUUAUGCAUAUCACGUGUUCACGUGAUUGUGGCUUCAUCCAAAACCCACCGAGUCCAGAUUUCCUUACCUGCAAUUCGACCUCUAUUCAGACUCAAACAGCCAUGAUAGAGCAAUAUCCUGAAUUCUCACACAACCAUGUUCGCAGAUGAUGAGUAUGAGUAUGAGUAUGAUGAGAACGAAACAGAGACAUUCCUCGUGGAUCUUGACCUUUCGUCGGUGAAUCAAACUACCCGCGCAAGAGUUCCUGGAGCGCCUAAGCGGGUGAUCCCUUCCAAGAGAGCAGCCGACGACUAUCUUCCGCAAUCGCCCGAUGGACCUGAAGCCACUCCCAAUCCAACAGAGAACCUCGAUGCAGGCACCAAUGGACCUACGACAACUCAGGGAUCACCAUAUGGUGAGGCAGGAGACGAAGGUCCCGGGAUGUCACCCUUUAGGGAGACUGUCCAGAUUUUAGACCUCCACUCUACCAACCCGAUCGUUUCCUACAUGGGUCAAGUAUACAGCUGCAUGUGGACAGAUAUGAUUGGCACCAACAUGUUCUUCACUCAUCCUGGCUCAACGGCCCGUAUGGACACUUUGCAAUCCACUGACGACUAUGAUCUGAUCGGAACGUCACGGAUCAAACUCGUUGCUGAAGGGGCAAAAGUGGUGAAGAGCAACGCGCCGGGUGAAGGACUCCAGGAAAAAGGCGACAACACAAGACGACAGCGAGCCGGAUCGGAUGACGUUGUGGAUGGUAGUAGUCUGGGAGAUUUCCACCGCUCAAACCCCAAGGUGAAUGUGCAGAUGAAAAAACAGGCAUCAUUCCUUGAGAAAUUGAUGAACAUCAAACGUCAACGUGGAGAACAAGACCUUGUCCGAACAUACGUCAACGAAAGAUCUGUUGCAAGAGAGAAGCCUGCAAUGCAUGAGACUAUGCACGACGAGAUAGACGACUUGAAUCGACAAGUGAUCAGAGGAGAUGCUGGUGCUCUCACGAGGCUUCAAGAAAUCUAUUCUCGACUAAAUGAACAAAACCAGGACGGAGAGUCCCAACAAGAAGCUCCAACGCUGGGCGAUAAACCUGACUGACACGACCAACUCCCAUAUUUUUCCAACGCUUGGUGUCGCUAACCAGAACUCCAGCCUUCGGUGCAAUAUUGCCAGAAUGCAAACCUAAGAAUGACAAUGCAGAAGUGAACCCAUAGGUUGCAGCCAGCCACCACACCACGCUCCAAAUGAACCGAAACGACCAAGAAUGUAAGGAGGAAGAUGUCGUUUCAUUCGUCGUGCUUAUCGCGGUUCCAGUGCACUGGAGAUGGUGGAGGAGGUGGAGGUGAAUGUUCCGGAAACUGUCUUCGCUCAGUGUAAGAGGCAUAUUUGGGUCGCGGAGAGGCCUCAACAGCUUUUCGGAUAUCUCGGCUCGAGGUCUCAGAUGCGAGGACCGUUGAUCGAUAAGAAGAUCGAUGCAUGGCUUCGUGCGGAGCAGGCAUUUUCUCGGUCGUGCAAGGAUGAUCUGUAUAUAGGCAGCUGCGAUGCUGGCCCUCCACAGUCAGCGCUCUGCAAGUGUUAGGCUGAUGCUUACAUGGAGAUCAACUCACUUGUCGGUGGUGUGCUUCGCAAUGGUGAUCGCCGGCUAUGUGCUGCAGGUACUAGGUACAGCCGAUGAGGAGAAUCGUUGUGAUCAGCAGGGAUAUCUGGGACUACUUAUGGUCUGUGGCAGGCAAUGGGUGGGUGAGAGGAAAAUUCAGAUCAGGAACAGGGAAGUCGGAGUUUUCCAAGAAGAAUUGACGGCAGUCAAAUACCCCCUUCGCCUGGAGAAAAAAGAGUCUGGGACUUGUCGUUCAGAAAUCAUGGCGGUGAAAGACGACGUGGGAUGUCACAUUUCAAACGAAUCCGGCUGGCCAGUCGACCCCAAAUGGGCCAGAGCUGUUUCCCCGUAACCACGAGGGCGGCUUCUUGGGCCUUUGGAUCCUGGAUCCCUUGCUGGGGCAGGGGUAAAUGAAUGGGGAGCUGACCAACGCCGCUUGCAUUCAUUCAUACGAGUAUG
This is a messenger RNA of Exophiala xenobiotica, 2168 nucleotides long. RefSeq lists its product as uncharacterized. The transcript is spliced from 2 exons. The record is from RefSeq and is a predicted model, not a curated record. Bases 275 to 1210 code for a protein of 311 amino acids. NCBI's taxonomy places the organism in Eukaryota, Fungi, Ascomycota, Eurotiomycetes, Chaetothyriales, Herpotrichiellaceae.